Lolium rigidum is the source of this 1530-nucleotide messenger RNA. RefSeq names its product CRS2-like protein, chloroplastic. The transcript is spliced from 10 exons. NCBI's taxonomy places the organism in Eukaryota, Viridiplantae, Streptophyta, Magnoliopsida, Poales, Poaceae. Gene Ontology annotation, molecular function: peptidyl-tRNA hydrolase activity. The coding region runs from base 263 to 976 and encodes 237 amino acids. The record is from RefSeq and is a predicted model, not a curated record.
CCACACCUCCACACCGCCCUGAGGCGAAAGAGCGGCUCAGCGUAGGUGAUCGGCAGGGAGGUUAUCAGCACCGUAUCCUUCGUCGCCGAUCAGCUUCAGGUCCACAUCAGGCGCCCACCUUGCUGCGCGGCGCUGCUUGGCCGUAAAAUCGUCACCGCCGUCACCACCGGGGAGCUUCGGGCUUGCGUCCCCCGGUGAUCGACUCAUUUUGCCAUCUGGUUAUGCACCUAUAGAUAUUUGGUUUCCCCUGACUGAUAAAAUCAUGCAAGGAACGCUUUGGAUAGGAUUUGCAUCCUUCCUUUCUAAGCGUUGUGUUUCCACCUGUCGGACCUCCUCGUUUUCUCCAUCUUCAUCAUGCUCUGCUAUACAACCAUGGCUUUUUGUUGGUCUUGGUAACCCCGGUGAGAAGUACCAAUCGACCAGACGCAAUGUUGGGUUUGAUAUGAUAGAUGCGUUUGCAAAGUCUCAGGGCAUAUCCCUGACUACACAUCACUUCAAAGCAUUAUUUGGUGAAGGGAUUGUCGAUGGUAUCCCUGUUCUCCUUGCCAAGCCUCAAACCUAUAUAAACCUCAGUGGUGAAUCUGUUGGGCCACUUGCUGCCUAUUAUGAACUGCCACUGAACCGUGUCCUAGUGGCAUACGAUGACACAGACCUGCCAUGCGGAGUUCUCCGUUUACAAUCUAAAGGAGGAUAUGGACGCCACAAUGGGCUGAAGAGUGUCAUCUACCAUUUUCGCAAGAAUCGAGAAUUUGGUCGAGUAAGGAUUGGAAUUGGACGGCCACCUGGUCAGAUGGAUCCCAAAGCUUUUGUGCUUCAGAAGUUCAAUAAGACUGGCCGUGAAAGGAUUGAUUCAGCGAUGAAAGAGGGUGCUGACAUUCUGAAGAUGGUGGUCACCAAGGGUUUGGCAGAGGCGGCAAGAUUGUCAAAUGUUGAUCAGAAGUAUAAGCAUCUGAUAUCAGAUGAGCAGCAGCAGUAACUACAAACUGCCUGUCAGGGGAAAGGCUUAUGCAAUAUGUAGGUGUUACCUAGAGAGAGCCUUGAGCUCCUUCAAGUGGAGACGCUGCAGAAGGUUAAAAUCGAGUUUGGCGAACUCCAGAAUGGAGGAGUUGUGCAUAGGCUCUUCUUUGUACUCUGAUAUAUAAUGCAGCGCCUCUACUCUCUUCAAGGUCCUUGGCAGUGGUAAGUGAAGAGCACGCCUGACUUGCUCAGCCAAUGUGUAAUCAAGCUUACCUUCCAUUGAUUCAAGAUGUUGCCUUGCGAACAAGAUGUUGUCUUCAAGCUCUGUCUCCCCGUGAGUAAAAAGGUAUGAUGCGUUGUAUAAACUUAAUAGUCCCCUUGGGUCAUUAGCUAUGUUAGCAUGGAAGGUCCCGUUUUCGUCUUUGAACUUGCUGAACACAUCUGCAAGAGAACAUGAUACAUCUCAUGAGCAUAUUGGCUAGCAGCCUAGCAUUGGUGAUUCUGUACUGUUCCUGGAUAUGUUCUUAAUUUAUUUUAAAGCAGCACAUGGAUAUUCAUGGAUAGAUGUGUUGA